CUGGCUCCUGAACAGGCCCAAGGACGGUUGCGAAUCUCUGCAGCGGCGACAGUUGUGAUACUUUUACCCUCUCCACCGACGCUUUCGACGUCAUCGCCAAACACGACGCCGGCCGUGUUCAGAUCACCUACAAACGCAGACUGCGGACGAUGGCGAGGCGGUUGCGGACGAGGCCAAGGCUGGCGCUGGUGUGACCGACGCAUGCGCAGUCGAACGCGAUGCAAGUUGCUUCAGGGAGAGAGAACGAGAAAAGAAACAGCCGGACAGUCGGAGCAGCGGAGGAUUAUUCCAGUCGGACUCGAUCGGAGCGGGAGCGGAUGCAGGGGUGUGUAG
Molecule: messenger RNA, 333 nt
Organism: Linum tenue
Lineage: Eukaryota; Viridiplantae; Streptophyta; Magnoliopsida; Malpighiales; Linaceae
Source: the annotation of a GenBank genome assembly